Molecule: messenger RNA, 1409 nt
Organism: Ruditapes philippinarum (Manila clam)
Lineage: Eukaryota; Metazoa; Mollusca; Bivalvia; Venerida; Veneridae
Exons: 10
Coding region: 203-1294 (363 amino acids)
Biological process (GO): GPI anchor biosynthetic process
Molecular function (GO): catalytic activity
Source: RefSeq, a predicted model, not a curated record
GGUGUAUAUUAUGCUUUAAAGUGAUAAUCUUAUGACACCUUCUAACGGUAAUGGGUAAUAAUGCAAUUAAAAUACCUAAACACCCUUCUAUUUAUAAUGUACAGGACGGUAUGAAUAUUCUUUACAAAGGUCAAACAACGUUAUAGUAGCAACGUUGUAUACAUAAAGAAAACGGAUUUCAUACAAACUGGCACACUUAAUUAUGUUGCUGUUGAAAGUUGCUUUGAUUUAUGUGCUAGCUUGCUGUCUGUAUCGUGACGUUGAUGCAGAGACCGUAAAGGUCUUAACCUACAACACUUGGCUACAUGAGUCGGAUAAUGAAGCCAUUGAAAACAAAGACACAAGAAGGACAAAUAUCAUGAAGAGUCUAAAGUCUUCGAAUGCAGAUAUUGUUUGUUUGCAAGAGGUUUAUAUCGGAGAAGAUAUGGAAUUUAUAGUCGACGGCGUCAAAGAUGUGUUUCCGUACUCAUUUAGCAACUUACAUACAGGUGUAAGCAAAUAUGAACCUCAGGCAACAGUUUCAAGACAGCCACCAUGCGAUAACUAUCGUCUUGAAUACUUGGCCACCUGUCUUGAAGAUAAUGGAUGCAAUGCAAUUACAACUUCAAAAGAAAAUGCUGAAUGUGCGGUAGAGUAUUGUGGUCUCCGUGCCUAUGGUAUAUUCUUUCUAGAUAGCCAAGAGUGCAUAAGCUGUAUAGCAGCCUCAUGGUUAAAUCUUGACAAGUGCUUAGACACAGAGGCAGUUGUUGGUGGCCGAGCAAUAAAUGUAGGAGGUUUGGUUCUGUUGUCAAAGAAAGAAAUUAAAUCGGUCUCUUACACUGACUUCCACAACUCAACUAAGGAGACGUUAGCAAGAGGUUAUAUUGAAGCAGAGAUCAAAGAUUUUGCAACAGUAGUGUGCACGCACUUGAGUAAUAAGAAAACAGAUGUAUACUUUGAAAUGGACUAUUUGAAUGCAGGCAUAACAUCAUAUAAAGAAAUGAAUACAAUUGAGGUAGAAACUCUCAUAGAACGCUUCAGCAGCGUCAAACCAUCAGUUGUAAUGGGUUCGUUCAAUACAGGAUUCAAUAGAUUCAAAAAAAACUAUAAAAAGCUCUAUAAUGCGUUCAAGACGAAAUCUGUGACGGAAUACACUUACAUGGAUCCUACAGACGCAACAAAUGUGGCUACUAUUGACCAUGUCUUCGUGAAGGGACUUUCUAUAAAUAAAUCGAAGAGAGUGUUUGUACCUGUGAAGGGGGAAACUUCAAUGAGUGAUCAUGCUGGUGUGCAAUCAAAACUGAAAUUGAAUUGAUGAUUUCAAAGGAAGACUGCUGUCGAGUUACAGAAAUGACAAUAUUCAUUAUUCUCCAUAAAUAUUCGAUUAUUAUUUGCUUUGUUUUCAAGAAGCGGUAAAAUAUGUUACAAAU